ACCCCCCGGGUAGGGGAGCAGUGGGAGCAGAGAGACGGGAACGGCAGAGAGGAGCUCCGAGUCCAGAGCAGGGGAGCUGGUGUCCCCCUGACCCAGCAGGGACAGGGAGCAGUGGCCAGGCAGGACCCACCAAGGACCAGCCCCGGGGCGUUCUGCGCCGUCGGCGAUGCGAGCGAUGGCAGACCAGGCUGCGGCGGCGGCCGACACCUCUCCAGCCCUGGCACCGUCCCCGGGCUCACCUCGGCGUGGGGACAGCGAUGGACUCACACCCCAUCCUGCCGGCACCAGGGAGGACACUGGCGGGCUCCUCCCCACCACGGACGGGGACACAAAGCGUCCCCCCUCGCCCCAGCCCGGGGGGAUGCUCCUGGCCGACCUCCCGCGGGCCCCCCAGCCCCGGCUGAGCCCCGCCAAGUCCCGCACGGCUCCGUCCUCGCCCAGCAUCUCCCCGUCGGAGAGCCGGGCCGCCCUGCUCCGGCUGCGCGAGGCCAGGCUGGAGGACACGCGGAGGCGGCUGUCGGAGGCCGUGCAGGAGCCCCUGAGCCGGCUCAGCCGCCUCAUGGCCGAGGAGAGCAGCCCCCCGUCCCGGGCGAAGGAGCCGGGGGGCAGCCCCGGGACACCGGGGGGCCGCGGGGCCGGGGGACGCCGGGUGCGGGACUGGACCCCCUGGGAGCCCACCCUGAACUGCCGCUACGAGAUCUGCUCCUACGGGGAUGUGAUCCAGGUGGUGGAGGUGGCACAGAGGGAUGCGGAGCCCCCGCUCCCGCCCCCCGAGGAGCCGCCGCCGGCACGUUCCGGGGGCUCAGUGCCGGGCAGAGCCCUCGCCUCCAUCGCCCUCCUCGCCUACGGCUACUUGGUCCUGCCCCUGCCACCCUACGCCGCCGGCCUCUGCGUGGGGCUGCUCUGCGGGCUGCUGCUGGGCUUCCUCGCCAUCCUCAUCCUCAUGCCGAAGGCUCCGCCGGCCACACGGGGACCCUGGGGCCGCCUGCGCCCCAGGCUGCUCCCGGGGGAGCCCCGGGAAACCCUCCACCUCCAGGGCUGGAUGAACCAGCUGCACGUCUACGACCCCGAGCUUUUCCACCCCUCGCUCACACACUCGGUGCUCGCCGUGCUGGACGGGGCCACUCUCAAGCUGUCCUACCCCAAGAGCAACAUCCCGCGCAGAGCCACCUUCGAGGAGGAAAUCCUCGACACUGCCUUCGUCAGCCACCGCUGCUACGACCUGACCAACGCCAAGGUCUUCCUGUGCCCCCCCAGCCUGGCCCGAAAGCGGACGUGGAACAAGAAAUACCCCAUCUGUGUCCUCCUCCCCGAGGAGGGCAGGAGCAGCGAGGAGCAUGACACGGAGCUGCAGGGGGAAGAGGGGACAAAGAAGGUGCCACUGUCUGGGCAGGACAUCCCAGGGGACUGCAGGGAGAGGUGCCUGUACCUGUUUGGGAGGACGGGGCGGGAGAAGGAGGAGUGGUACCAGCACCUCGUGCAAGCCUCCCGUGGGACACCCGGCAGCCACGGUGACACCAGGGCAGGCAUGGGACCAGCUCUGCAGAGCAGCGGCAGCAGCAGCGGAGGGAGCACCGAGGACAUUUCCUCUGCUGUCCCACCCAAGGAUCUGUUGGGAAGUGUGGAAGAGAUUUACCUGGAUUACAACACCUACAUGGCCCGAUUCGUGCCAGCACAGGGAGCACCCAGCCCUGACCGGAGCCCCUCUCACGGAGCUCUGGGCAGCCCCACGCCCACCAAGGGGCCUGUGGCUCCUGUCCCCCCACAGCUCGGCGAGGACACGGGCGGGCACGGCGAGGCUGGCAUGGCCUGGAUGAAUGCGCUGGUGGGGCGCAUCUUCUGGGACUUCCUCCGGGAGCAGUACUGGGCAGAGCAAGUGUCCAACAAGAUCCAGAAGAAGUUGAGCAAGAUCAAGCUCCCGUAUUUCAUGAAUGAGCUGGCGCUGACAGAGCUGGACAUGGGCACAUCCAUCCCCUUGGUCCUCAGUGCCUCCAACCCCACUGUAAAUGAGCGAGGGCUCUGGGUGGACAUGGAGGUCACCUACAGCGGCUCGUUGCAGAUGACACUGGAGACAAAGAUGAACCUCAGCAAGCUGGGGAAGGAGAGCACUGCAGAGGAGAGUGGCCCAGCAGAGGCAGGCACAGAGGGGGCCAGGCCCCGGCUGAUCCUGCUGGCAGACAGCGACGCCGAGUCCUCCAGCGCCGGCUCCUCCGAGGAGGAAGAUGUCACUGCUGCAGAGCCCGUGGGAGCCCCGGGGGAGCGGGUCCCCCCGCCGGGCACCGAGGGCCACGUCAGUGGCAACAGCACGAGCCGGAAGAUCCUGCGCUUCGUGGAUAAGAUCGCCAAGUCCAAGUACUUCCAGAAGGCCACGGAAAAUGAGUUCAUCAAGAAGAAGAUCGAAGAGGUUUCCAACACACCGCUGCUGCUGACGGUGGAGGUGCAGGAGCUGGCAGGAACCUUGGCUGUGAACAUCCCCCCGCCACCGACGGACCGAGUCUGGUACAGCUUCCGAGUGCCGCCCCAGCUGGAGCUGAAGGUGCGUCCUAAGCUGGGCGAGCGGGAGGUGACGUUCCUGCACGUCACCGAGUGGAUUGAGAAGAAGCUGCAGCACGAGUUUCAGAAGAUUCUGGUGAUGCCAAACAUGGAUGAUCUCAUCAUUCCCAUCAUGCGCUCCGGCCUGGAUCCUUGGCCGCCCGCUGCGGGACUGCCCCAGGACCUGCCAGCCAAGGGGGAUAAGAGGCUCUGAAGCACAUUCCCGGGGGCAGGGACACUGCAUGGAGCUCAGGGACCUCACUGGGACACGGGGACAGCCAGGGCCUGGCUGGGCCUGGAUUCAUCCUCAUCCUCUGCUUGUGCAGAUGAGCUUCCUCCUCAAAUCCUGCAAGCACAUGUUCAGGGCAGAACCAGGCACAGCACAAGGAGCUUCUGCAGAGCCAGGAACUUCAUGCCUGACGUUCCCAGGACUCCUGGUCAAGGAGGCAGCUCUAGACCAGUGGAAGGCUGGGCUUCCCACUGUCUGGUUCCCAAAGAGGGUGCAGGCCGCCCAGACCGGUUCUGCACCAAAGGAGUUGGGAUCAUCACUGACUCAAACAUCACAGCUCCAAGCAUCCCACCCUCCCCACAGGCAGCUGGACUGCAAGGAAAGCACGGGUGGGAAGUGAGUCCAAACUCAAUAAAUCCAUCGCUGCCCAGC
Messenger RNA from Corapipo altera (White-ruffed manakin), 3193 nucleotides. Its product is annotated as testis-expressed protein 2-like. Gene Ontology annotation, cellular component: endoplasmic reticulum. Lineage: Eukaryota; Metazoa; Chordata; Aves; Passeriformes; Pipridae. Bases 167 to 2746 code for a protein of 859 amino acids. Gene Ontology annotation, molecular function: lipid binding. The record is from RefSeq and is a predicted model, not a curated record. The transcript has 12 exons.